GUUUCAAAAAUUGUAUAGCAUAAACCCUGGUUCUACCCUCACCAUAUCUCCUAGAGUAGAGUAAGUAGUCCACAACGUUCUGAAUUUCAGAACUGAAACAGAUGGAGUUGCGCACUGCGAUUCUUCCCUCACGCUGUUCUCUUCCACCAACGUUCUCUAUUCCCACACCUCAAGCAAGUUUCACUCGUCCCCAUUCGUUAACACUCAAAACCCUUCCAUUUCCACGCUUUAACUUUCGCACCGAAGACAAAUCCGAGAGAGCAAGGGGAUUGCAACCAUGUGUGAGUAUUAGUGAAGACAGUUCCUCUGAAGUGUCGAAUGAGAACCGAAUGACUCGAGUGUGCGACAAGCUUAUUGGAGUUUUCAUGGUUGAUAAGCCCACACCAACCGAUUGGAGAAGGUUGUUGGCUUUCAGCAGAGAGUGGAACAACAUCAGACCCCAUUUUUUUGCUCGCUGUAAUGAUAGAGCUGAUGCUGAAGAUGACCCUGUCAUGAAGGAGAACCUGCUUCGUCUUGCAAGGAAGCUCAAACAGAUUGAUGAGGAUGUGCAGAGGCACAAUGAACUUAUUGAGGUGAUAAGGCAGGAUCCGUCAGGAAUCAAUGAGAUUGUCUCCAAGCGUCGUAAAGAUUUUACAAAGGAAUUUUUUGUUCACCUUCACACUGUGGCUGAAUCCUACUAUGACAAAAAAGAAGAGCAAAAUGAAUUGGCACAGCUUGGGAACACCUGCAUAGCUGCUGUACAAGCCUACGAUGCUGCAACUGAAAGCAUUGAACAGCUAAAUGCUGCAGAGUUGAAAUUCCAAGAUAUUAUCAAUUCUCCCUCACUUGAUGCUGCCUGCAGGAAGAUAGACAACUUGGCUGAAAAAAAUGAACUUGAUUCAACUUUGGUAUUGAUGAUCACCAAAGCUUGGUCAGCUGCCAAGGAGACAAACAUGGUGAAAGAUGAGGUAAAAGAUAUCCUCUAUCAUUUAUACAUAACUGCAGUUGGAAAUCUUCAGAGACUUGUGCCAAAAGAGAUUCGAAUAAUCAAGUAUGUUAUUCGAAUUGAGGAUCCUGAGGAGCAACUCUCUGCCCUCAAAGAUGCAUUUACACCUGGAGAAGAACUUGAAGGAAAGGAUGUGGAUAGCUUGUACACGACUCCAGAGAAGCUUCACACAUGGAUAAAGUCUGUGGUGGAUGCUUAUCAUUUGAGCAGCGAAGGUACCCUCAUUAGGGAGGCAAGGGAUCUGUUGAAUCCAGAGGUCAUCCAAAAGUUGGAGGAGCUCAAGAAGGUUGUGGAAAGGAAUUUCAUGUGAUUAGGAGCUUAAGAAACAUAGUAAGGCGGUUUCCCUGAUUAUACAAUUGCUGUAAGGAAGUGUCUAAUUUAGGCUAGUGUUAAAGGAUGUAGAUUUCAUUUUUUUUUUCUUCUAGAAAAAAAAUAGAAUAAGCCAAAUUAGGAAAAGAAGCUAGACCACUAUCAUAAUUACAGCAUCAAAGUUAGGUUACCUUUGCUUUUUGUUACGGUAGGAGGUGAAAAAUUGAGAGCAAAGGAAUUUGUUCUUUGCAUGUAGGAGAAAUAUUAUAUGGUAGACCCCAAAUACAAAACCUACAGCACUUGAGCCCGGCAGGAGGUGAUCUUUCAAGCAAAAGCCUAGGCAAGCCUUGGUUAGGUCACUUAUGUUGUUUGGUCGUAGAUAGUGUAUAUUAUCCCGUAUUUGUUUUAUUAUUUUGUUACUCAAAGGUCAAUUUCUUCCAGAGCAAAUGAUUACUCGAUGGAAAAUUUAUAGGGGUUGUGUUUGGUUUCUGUAUCUGGAAACAAUAUUUUUUUAUUCUGAUUGUUAUUGUUUGAAAUUUUUUAAUAUAUACAUAUAACAUACAGCACAUGCUAGUGAAAUCGGCCUAUAAAAUGCCCUAUGAAAAUGUAUAGGAUAUUUAUAAAAAUUGUAAUGGUUUUAUUGUGGCCCCUAUGAAAAUGUAUUGGAUAUUUAUAAAAAUUCUAAUGGUUUUAUUAUAGC
Molecule: messenger RNA, 1994 nt
Organism: Abrus precatorius (Indian licorice)
Lineage: Eukaryota; Viridiplantae; Streptophyta; Magnoliopsida; Fabales; Fabaceae
Exons: 6
Coding region: 102-1295 (397 amino acids)
Cellular component (GO): chloroplast envelope; chloroplast thylakoid membrane
Source: RefSeq, a predicted model, not a curated record